Cyclopterus lumpus (lumpfish) is the source of this 9681-nucleotide messenger RNA. RefSeq names its product insulin-like growth factor 2 receptor (gene igf2r). Lineage: Eukaryota; Metazoa; Chordata; Actinopteri; Perciformes; Cyclopteridae. Gene Ontology annotation, molecular function: D-mannose binding; insulin-like growth factor binding; signaling receptor activity. The coding region runs from base 11 to 7627 and encodes 2538 amino acids. Gene Ontology annotation, cellular component: plasma membrane; trans-Golgi network; late endosome. The record is from RefSeq and is a predicted model, not a curated record. The transcript has 51 exons. Gene Ontology annotation, biological process: lysosomal transport.
GAGUCAUGUGAUGUCCUGUCAUGUGGUGCAUUCACUUCCUACUGAUUUGCUCCACAGCAGACAGAUUGCCGUAUCAUGUCGUCUUAGGCUCCACAGACUGCUAUCCACCGCCGUAAACAUGUUAUUUAUGUGUACAUCUAGUCGUUUCUCGCCCCUAAAGCUGGUCCUUUGGUUGGUGGCAUGUCUGGGAUAUUUUUCGGUCCGGUCCAGAGCGGAGGAGGACGGCAGCAGCCCGUGGUACCGGGACCUCUGCAGUUAUAAAUGGGAGGCUAUUGACCAGGACAAUAACGUGAGCUACACGCUAAAGCUCUGUGAGUCGUCACCAUCGACCAGCUGUGGCCCCGGGACCGCUGUCUGCGCCAAGAACCUCGCCACCAAAGCUGACCAGUCUGUCGGUGAGCUGUCGCUGCAGACGCUGUCUGGCACGGUGCUGGAUUACAACGGCACCGAAAAAUGUCCGGGGAGCAGCAACAGCAUUCAGACCAGCAUCAGCUUCCAGUGUGGGAAAACCAUGGGGACCCCGGAGUUUGUGGCCGUGUCCCAGUGUGUGCAUUACUUCGAGUGGAGGACCUUCACCGCCUGCAACAAAGAUAAAUUCAAGCCACACAAAGAGGUGCCCUGCUAUGCGUUUGACUCUGAUGGUAAGAAGCACGACCUCAGCCCUCUGAUCAAAGUGACCGACGGCUAUCUGGUGGACGACGGCAACGACAGCGUCGACUUCUACAUCAACAUCUGCCGGAGUCUCAACCGACCAGACAAAUCGUGUCCAGAGGGCUCUGCAGCCUGUCUGGUCACAACGCAGGGCUCCUACAACAUGGGCUCUCCUACCACACAGCUAGAGCUAUUAUCCAACGACAGACUGAAGUUACACUAUGAAGUCGCUGCUGGUUCAACUGUUCCGGACUUCUGCAACAAACACGAUCCUGCCGUCACCAUCACUUUCAUCUGUCCGUCAAGCAGACAUUCGGGCAGCACUCCUAAGAUGACAGCAGAGUCGAACUGUCGCUACGAGGUGGAGUGGGUGACCGAGUACGCAUGUCACAGAGACUACCUGGAGAGCCACACCUGCAAAAUGACCAGCAAACAGCACGACAUCUCCAUAGACCUAACGCCGCUCACCUUGAGCUCUACAGACCACCCGUACUACGCACACUCUGGGCCCAUUGACGGGGAUGACAGCUACGUCUACUACCUGAACGUGUGUGGAGAGAUCCCCACUAACGAAUGCGGCGAAUACCAGUUUGUAUCGUCCUGCCAGGUGAAGAAGUCCGCCGAUGUGAAGAAAGUGGCUGGAAGAUAUCAGAACCAGACAUUACGUUAUUCAGAUGGAGAUCUGACUCUGAUCUACCCAGAUGGGAUCAGAUGCUCCUCCGGCUUCCUGAGAAUGACCAUCAUCAACUUUGAGUGCAGCAAGAAUGCAUCCAACGGCGGGCGAGGGAAUCCAGUCUUUACGGGGGAGACGGACUGCACUUAUUACUUUGACUGGGAGACGGCCUUCGCCUGCGUCAAGGAGAAAGAGAAUCUACUGUGUCGAGUCAGAGACGACAACAAACACUACGACCUUUCACCCCUCACAAGAUACCCUGGGUCAGAUGUCGGUGGGAACUGGGAGGCGGUGGAUGCUAAAUCUCCAAAGCCGGACUCCCGUUUCUACCUGAAUGUCUGUCACAAAGUCAUCCAGACGGGUGCAGCUGCCGACUGCCCUGUGAAUGCCUCCAUCUGUGCCGUGGAUAAGGCUCUCGGGGCCAUCAGCCUCGGCAGCUUCCUCUCAUCUCCCCAGAAGACUAAAAUUGGAAAUGACAUCCGACUGGUGUAUACCGAUGGAAGUUUCUGCAUCAAUAAAAAGACGAGGAUCCAAACUAUCCUGACCCUCAAGUGCAAACCGGGAGAUCUGGAGAGCGCUCCCGUCCUUCGUAGCGUUUCGGCUGACGGAUGUGUGUACGAGUUGGAGUGGUACACUGCCGCCGCCUGCGUCCUCUCCAAGACUCAGGGAGACGACUGCAAAGUGGAGGACCCUCAGGCUGGGUUCUCCUUCGACUUGUCGCCUCUCUCCAAAGCCGACGGUGGCUUCUACAACCUCACCAGCGGCAACUAUGACUACUACAUCAACGUCUGUGGUCCUGUCAAGGCGGCCAGCUGUCCUGAGAAGGCCGGCACAUGUCAGGUCGAAAAGAGUUCUUGGAGUCUUGGGGAAGCGAACUCCCGCCUGUCGUACUACGAUGGCCUGAUCCAGCUAACCUACAGUAACGGCUCCCAGUACAACAACAAACAACACACUCGCAGAUCCUCUCUCAUCUCUUUCCUCUGUGACCCAGAAGCUGGAGUUGGUAAACCCGAAUUCCAGGUUGAGGACAAUUACACUUAUAACUUCCGCUGGUAUACAUCCUACGCAUGUCCUGAAAGGCCUCACGAGUGUUUGGUGACAGAUCCCACCACUCUUGAGCAGUACGACUUAUCCAGCUUGUCACGCUCCACCUCCAUUAGCAACUGGCAGGUCAUGGAUUUGUCCGACUCCAUGAACCUUAAGAAGUACUACAUCAACAUAUGUCGGCCUAUCAACGCUGUACCAGGCUGCGACCGCCACGCGUCCGUCUGCCAAAUGAAGUAUAUAUCCGAGCAGGGCUCUCCGAAGGAGGUUGUAUCCGUCAGUAACCUGGGUAUUUCCAAGCGAGGGCCGAUCAUCGAGGCGCGGGACCGGCUGCUGCUGGAGUUCACGGACGGCUCUGCCUGCGUGUCGGACGGCCUGAAGCUCACGCACACCACGCGCAUCCACCUGGUCUGCUCCAGAGGAGCUGUGUCAAUGGGCCCAAGGUUCCUGAUGUACCAGAACUGUACUUCCAACUUCAUGUGGGAGACCAGGGCGGCCUGCGCAAUCAAAACCACCACGAACAACAACUGUACCGUGGUGGAUCCCAUCACUGGCUUUGAGUUCAACCUUCAGCUUUUGGCAUCUAAGACUGGAUACAAGACACAUGCGAAUGGCAAAGACUUCCAGGUGAACAUCUGCUCAGAGGUGGCAGAGUGCGGAGCGGGCAUGGCCGGCUGUGAGCUGGAUGAGGGGCAUCCGUUGAACCCAGUCGCGGUGGAGAAGACCCUCCAGUACUCCACCGAUGGCCUGCUCACACUAACGUAUAAGGGAACCCUGGACGAGCCCACGGCGACUCGGGACACCUUCACCAUAAAUUUUGUGUGUAAUACAACCGCUCAACCUGGCUCCUUAAAACUGCUGCGAGAGGACCUGAGUACUUCACCGAACCACGUGGUCCACAACGCCUUCUUUGAGUUCUCCACCGCUCUGGCCUGCAUCCCUGCACCAGUUGACUGCCAGAUCAUUGAUUCCCAUGGUCAUGAGUAUGACCUAAGGCACCUGAUCCGGGACAGAGAGGACAGCCCCUGGAUCGCCAUAGAUACAGAUGCUGUGAAAUCCCGCAGGUUUUACAUCAACGUCUGCAAACCUCUCCCUCCAGUGAGUGACUGUCCAGUGGGUCCUUUGGGUGCCUGUGGCAUGAUUGAUGGGAAGACAUACAACCUGGGAUACGUCCAGUCGAGCCCCCAGGCAGCGGAGGACGGCUCCAUCAGCAUCGUGUACCAGAACGGAGACCUGUGCGGCUCCGCAUCCCGCUACUCAACACGCAUCAUCUUCCAGUGCGAUGACAACCCGGGCUCCCCCAUGUUUGACCGUAAAGUUGGUUGUGAAUAUGUCUUUAUCUGGAGGACCUCUGAGGCCUGCCCCAUCAGGAAGUCGCAAGGUGAUGACUGCCGGGUUCGUGACCUCAAGAGUGGCUACGAGUUAGAUCUGAGCUCUCUGAAGGGUAAAGAUUACCCCGUCAGCAGUGAUAAGUACGUCUACCACCUGUCGGUCUGCGGGGGGCUCAAGAAAGGGAUCUGCACCCACAAGGACACAGGCCUUGAAACUGUCUCCUCCUGCCAAGUGCAAGGUGACAACCACAAGAUUGCAGGAAUGGCAUCCCAGGUUCUGAGCUAUGUGGGAGACCAGCUCAUCCUGAACUACACUAAUGGAGAGGCCUGUCAUAAGAUAUACCAAAGAUCCACUGAGAUCUACUUCUCCUGCCACCCUGACAGGCAUCCUGGAACACCAGAGUUCAUCAAGGAGACUCCAGACUGCACCUACCUGUUCAGCUGGCCCACCGCUCUGGCCUGCGUCCCAGUCAAGACCACCAGCUGCUCCUACAAUGAUGAUCAGGGACACUCGUACGACCUCUCCCCUCUGGCUGUGGACUCUCGAAACUGGGAGGUGGAGCCCUCUACGGAGGACACGAAGAACCGAUUCUACAUCAACGUCUGCAGGGCGCUGGUGCAGCAAGGAGGUACAUGGAAGUGUCCCUCCAAUGCAGCGUCCUGCUUGAAGGCCGGAGAGGACUAUGUGAAUUUGGGGCAGGUGGAUUCUGGUCCUACAUGGGACGGAAAGGUCCUGAAGCUGCAGUACACCAGCGGCCAGGCGUGUCCCGAUGGAAGCCGCAACAAGAGCAGCGUCAUCCGCUUUAAAUGUGACAAAGACAAAGUGGACUCCCGGCCUACUCUGAUCUCUGCCAUUGAGGACUGUGUGUACACCUUCCUCUGGUUAACGGCGGCGGCCUGCCCACUCAACAGCACCCAACACGACAACUGCAUGGUCACCAAUCCCGCUACAGGUCAUUUGUUUGAUCUCAACACCCUGACAAAGGAAGGAGGUUACACUGUGUACGAUCAUCAGGAUCACAGGAAGAUGUUCCGCAUGAACAUCUGUGGGAACAUGUCCAACACUGGAUGCAGCUCUGAAACUGCUGUGUGUAUUAAGGAUGCCACGACCGUGAUGAGCGGCGGUCAGGUGAGCAGGAAACUCUCGUACAAGGAUCAGGUUCUGGAGCUGACGUAUGGCGGCGGAAGUCCCUGUCCAGCAAACCCCGACCUCAAACACAACGCCGUCAUCCACUUCAUCUGCAGGCCACCUAACAUGGGCUCAGCCCCGCCAGAGCCAGUUUUGAUUGAUACCGACACUGAGACCUGCACACACUUCUUCUCCUUCCACACACCGCUGGUCUGCGAACAGCCAGUAAAGUGUUCGGUCCAGAACGGCUCUGCUCUCAUAGACCUGACUCCCCUCAUCCACAUCAGUGGAUACUACACAGCAACAGACGAGGCCGUGGAACAAAGUGACGAAUCUCCAGACUUCUACAUCAACAUCUGCCAGCCUCUGAACCCCAUCCCCGGGGUCACCUGCCCCGCUGGAGCCGCCGUCUGCACAGACCCUGACAAUGGACCGCCUGUGGACAUUGGGCGGACCACCAGCGGUCCUGAGAUCAACAGUGCUACAGGGGAAGUGUCCAUCACCUACAACAGCUCCACCAAGUGUGCGGCUGAUCCUGCACAGAACUACACUUCGACCAUCAUCUUUAUCUGCCAGAGAGGCCUGGAGCUGGGCUCUCCACAAAUGCUGAGGCUGCAGGAAUGUGUCUAUCUGUUUGAGUGGGCGACUCCUAUAGUCUGUUCAGAUGCCACACACACCAACGCCAGCGGUUGCCAGCUAACAGAUUCCCAGCUCCAGUUCACCUUUGAACUGUCCACCCUCUCUGGUGAUGUCCAGGUACCAGCGAGCUCCGGCAUCUACCACAUCAACGUCUGCGGCUCCGUGGCCGAGCCGGCCUGCAAGAACAGCGCGGUUUGUCGGGUGUCUGGUUCUGGUUCGGACCAAUCUGCCUCAUCGUUUGGCAUCAGCAAGGCCAUGACGAUGGACUUCAAACAUGACGAGGACGCCGUACUGAUGCAGUAUGGUGGGGGAGAUCCCUGCCCACCAGGGACAAGUGAUGGCGACGUGUGUGUGUUCCCCUUCACUCUCAUGAAGAAGUCGUACACAGCGUGCACCAAAGAUGAACGCACAGAUGGCAGGAUGUGGUGUUCCACCACUGCCGACUACGACAGGGACAAGAAGUGGGGAUUCUGCAAUGCAGCCUCUGCUAAGCGUCAGUCCUCCAUAUUGUUUACCUGCGACCAGUCUGCAAACCACGGCUCUCCACAGCUGCUCUCGGAGACGGAGGGUUGUUCGGCCACUUUUCAGUGGCGCACCAGCGCUGUUUGUCCCCCGAUGAAGAUGGAGUGUAAGCUGGUCAGCCAGCAUCAAACCUUUGACCUCCGAACCCUGUCCUCCCUCACUGAGCCUUGGAAGUUCAGCCACCGAGGGGAUUCGUACUUCGUUAACCUGUGUCAGGGUAUCCACGGUGGGUUGCCGGGUUGUCCAGAGGGAGCAACUGUGUGCCGGCGCACAGCAACGGGACUGACCCAGACCCUGGGCCGAGUUUAUACCCAGAAAAUGAGCUCUGUUGAUGGAACGAUUACCGUCAGGUACUCGGCGGGAGAAGAUGUCUGCGGUAACGGCGUGCACGCCAAGACGGUGUUCCAGCUGAGCUGCGGCUCCACUGUUGGACACCCGGCACUCAUCAGCGUUGACGAGGCGUCGUGCGAGUUUGUGAUUGGCUGGGCGACUCGCUCGGCGUGCGCUGUGAAGCAGCAUGAGGUGGAGAUGGUGAACGGGACGAUACAGGUCCCCGACACUGGAGCCAGCCUGAGUCUCGGAAAGCUUUACUUCAGCCACCAUCAGGCGUCUGGAGACAUCCGUCCCAACGGCGACCGCUACAUCUACCACAUCCAGUUGUCUGGCAUCACCAACAACUCCCUGACCACCUGUCUCGGUGCCAACAUCUGCCAGGUCAAACUCAAUGGGCUUUACAGACGCAGGAUUGGCUCUUCCAGCAAGGCCAAGUACUACGUGAAAGGAGGAAACUUGGACGUGAUGGUGCCCUCUGAGUCGGCAUGUGGGCGGGAGAAGACCAAAAAGGUGUCGUCCACCAUCAUGUUCCACUGUAACCCCUCGGCAGGCGUUGGCAUCCCCGAGUUCAUGCUGGAGACGGAUGAAUGCCAGUAUCUGUUUGUGUGGCACACGGACGCCGUGUGUGGUCUCAGAACUGUCGACACCCGGGAUGAUGGCGGCGACAGCGAGGCUCCUGCUCACUACAGGCGGAGCCAGGCGGUGGGGGUGAUGCUGAGUCUUCUGCUGGUGGUUCUGUCCGUCUGUCUGCUCGGACUUUUGCUCCACAAGAAAGAGAGGAGAGAGCUGGUGAUCCAGAAGGUUGCUGGCUGCUGCAGGAGAGGAAACCAAGUCGCCUAUAAAUAUUCCAAGGUCAACAUGGACGAAGAAGGGGGUGAAGAGGAGAUGGAGUGGCUGAUGGAGGAGCUCGAAGCACCUCCCGCAUCCACCUCCUCGUCCUCCCACCGAGGGAGGAGUAACCACGGCAACGGUCACAUCACGACCAAGCCGGUGAACACGGCCGGCCUGCGCUCGUUCUCGCUGGAUGAGCAUGACGACGACGACGACGACAGCGAGGACGAGGUGCUGAGCGUCCCGGGGGUGCGAGUGGUCAAGUCCUCCGGAAUCUCCAGGCACUCUGCGGCCCAUCGCAGCCCCUUCCUUCAGGAGGAGAGCGAUGAGGACCUGGUGGGCCUCCUGGACGAGUCGGACAGGAAGAGGAAGAGCGGCAAGCCUCGCUCCUCGGGGCUUAAUAACGGUAACAACACGGCAACCAACAGGAAACGGGACGAGGAUGACAGUGACGAGGACCUCCUCAGGGUGUGAUGUCACUUCCUCCGCCCCGCUCCCACAACCAGUCUGAACUCUUCUUUCUCAGUGAAUGUCUCCAUAACCGCAACAACGGAUACCAACAACAUAUUGAAAGCAGAAACCUUUCCUCUCUUUUGGAAUUAUUUUUUUAUUAUUUUUUUAUUUUUCUUGGGUUGCACUUGGCCUCAGACUUGAUCCAGUCCACCGUCUACAGACUGUCAGUGUUGGCACAUGGUUUCUUAUUUAUUGAUUGCCGAUUAUUUAAAGUAUUCUGCAGGCUGUUUUUUGACCUGCAUCCUAUUUUCGGUCAUAAUUCUGAAAUGAAUUAAUAAAGUACAUCACUGUAGUCACUUCAAUCAUUACACAUUUAUCGAAUAUAGACUCUGAAAAACCAACCCCAGAGGCAUAAAAGGCAUCAUCUUUAACAUGGUGGCUCUGCAAUGUCAGACGGAAAUUCAAUAUUUUCCUUUCUUCUCAAGUUUUUGAAAUGAAGUUGUGCCAUUUGCUUUAGCACUUUAUUGCAGCAUUGAUUACGUUUAUUAAGAAUAAUAUUUUGCCGCGAAUGAAAAAAGGAAAAGCUUUCGCUACCUAUUUGCAGUUUAAUGUCCAGGACUUUAUUUGAUAACUGUGGUGAGAUGUACAGUGAAGUCAAUAGUGAAACAAUUUAGCAGAUUUUCUGAGGAAAACCAUGGCUAUCAAAGAAAAGAGGAGAGAAUAAAGCAAGGGGUACUGUUUUUUUUUCCUGAAUGUGGGCGAAGAAGGCGUCGGCUUGUGUUGUUUGUAAAGGGAAUGAAGACACCUUGUCUUGUGUGGCUGCUUACAUUUCACGUCUUCUCUUUCUUUCCACUCGAAAAGAAAGCGCGACCCCUUACUGAUGGUGGACGUACUUUUGCUUUUUUCAUUGAGGAAUCAUGUCCGGCGACAGAUUUAUUUCAGUUUUUGUCUUGUUUUGAUCAGAGACAUUGUACAUAGAGGAUAAUGUUCUAUAGUAUGGACUUUUUGUUUGUCUGUGUGUCCGUUAUCUUCACUGGUAAGUUGCUCACACAUCUGUUUUUAUGAUUAUUUAAAUGCUUGUCUGAGCUGAUUAUCUGUAUGAAUCUCUGUUCUGUUUGGAAAAUGGAGAUGGCCUUAAGUGUGACUGGAUGGGCGACGUGGACGGAGGUUGAAAGUGAAAUUUGAGAUGUUAGUUUGUGUUGGUUUUUGAAGCCCCUCCCCCUACCCUCCCGCCAAAGCCAUAUUUCUACAGCCACCGCUGGCACUAACGUAUGGAAGUUGGGAAUUUGUUUUCCCACGCUUGCCCGCUCUCGUACAUUAAAGUUCUGUUAUUCGGGUUUGUGAUCGUGGAUGUUGCUGCGGCAUAAGGGAAGUUUUAACCCGGUAAAGCCACGUUUUUGUAGUGCCGAUUUCUGCCCCUUUUUAGCCAAAGGCACGUGACGAUGGGACGUGAAGCAUUUAAGUAUCAAGAAUGACGGCAGUGUAUUUACAUUUAAGGUAUUUUCUGCUUAAUAAUCAAAUGGCGUUUUAACAAAGUAUAUCAGUAAUGAUGGAGAUCUACGGGCCCAGAUAUGUUGGUGAAGUAUAUAAACUGACUGCUUAAGAGGGAUAUGAGUAAUCCUACACAGUGUAAACAGAGUAUUCGUAUGCCGUCCCGUUUGCAGGUUUCUUUUCUUUUGGUCCCAAAGUCGAAAACAAAUCAAAGUUCCUGCGACUAAACAUGGCGGAUUUGUCUGAGCUAUUUGCUUUGAUUCUUCUUCUCCGCUUUAAAGAACACAAGUGUUUUCUAAGGCUGCAACGAACAAUUAUUUUCCUUUUAUUGAUUAUAAAUGUCAGAAAAGUGCCCCUCACAAGUCGUCAUGGUCCUUCAAAUGUCUUCAGACUGAACAUCAAACCCAAAGUUGUAGAGAAGAGCAACCAAUCAUCAUGCUGCUUGGCAUUAUAUAUGAAUACAUAACUUACAUUUGUGUGACAGAAAACAGCGUCAGCCUUUUUCCGUUUUCACAGUUCAAGGAGUUAAAGUUCACCUUUGACCUGUGAUAUGGUGAUUAAAUAAAAAUCAAUUCUUAACUUAA